Polypterus senegalus (gray bichir) is the source of this 2545-nucleotide messenger RNA. Its product is annotated as procollagen C-endopeptidase enhancer 2-like. The record is from RefSeq and is a predicted model, not a curated record. The transcript has 9 exons. Gene Ontology annotation, molecular function: protein binding. Bases 105 to 1667 code for a protein of 520 amino acids. Lineage: Eukaryota; Metazoa; Chordata; Cladistia; Polypteriformes; Polypteridae.
UCUCUUCUUUCUUGGAUUUGGUGGGUAAAGCAGACACCAGUUUGCCUUCACUGGAGCGCUCAGACUCUCGACUGAACCUCUCGACCUGUGCUCCGCAGGGAAUCAUGUCAGCCCACCUCACACUGAGCCUCUGUCUCAUCGCUGUCUCUGCCACCUGGGCUCCUGUCUCCGGUCAGUCUCAAAGGACAAACUAUACAAGGCCUGUCUUCCUCUGUGGAGGCGAACACAUUGCUGAGUCCGGCUUCAUUGGCAGUGAAGGUUUCCCCAGCUUUUACAAGCCAAACCGCAAGUGUACAUGGUAUAUCACGGUGCCAGACAAUCAUGUGGUGAUGCUCUCUUUCCGCCUCUUUGACCUGGAAUCAGACCCCCAGUGCCGUUAUGAUUUUGUUGAGGUCUAUAAUGGCCACUCUUACACCUCACAACGCUUAGGACGUUUCUGUGGAACGUUUCGACCCGGCGCCAUAAUCUCCACAAGCAACAAGAUGAUGGUGGAAAUGAUAUCUGACGAUGGGACUGGUGGACGGGGAUUUGUAGCGGCAUUCAAUGGAGGACAGCCUCAUGUUAAUGACCACCAGUUUUGUGGCGGGAAGCUGAUAAAGCCUCAAGGUUCACUGAAGACACCCAACUGGCCAGAUAGCGACUACCCAGCUGGCAUCAGCUGCUCUUGGCACAUCAUUGCCCCAAGUAACCAUGUGAUUGAAGUGAAGUUUGAGAAGUUUGACAUCGAGAAUGACAACUACUGCCGUUACGACUAUGUAGCGUUUUUCAAUGGCGGAGAAUCUGAUGAUUCCAGGAGAAUUGGGAAGUACUGUGGAGAUCUAGCCCCUGAGGUGAUUGUUUCCUCCAGUAAUGAGCUGCUGGUGCAGUUUGUUUCUGACCUCAGUGUGACCUCAGAUGGGUUUAUGGCUGUGUAUAACACUUUACCAAAGGGUUCUGUAUCCAGCACUGGAGUAGGAGGAGGAGUGAGAAAACCCAUCCCCAAACCUGACAAAAGCAUCAGACCGACCAAGGCCUCCAUCAAGACUACAGCUAAGCCCAAAGUAAAGCCUGUUAAGCCUCAACAAACACCAAAGGCCAUUCCUCCACCUACUUUAGAACCCCGUAUCUCCACUUCUACAACAAAGCCUACCAUGAAAACAAUUCUCAGAAGGCCUAAACCUUCAGUGAAACUGCCCACCCAGCACCCUCGCAAGCCUGGACUGAGUAACAAACCUAUUGUCAGACCAGCUCCAAAGCCUGGCACCAGAACUGAAGCACACCCUGACCAAAGGACUACUACUAACAAUGGUAGUGCCAACCCUCUGUGCCAGGUCCAGUGUAAGAAGAGUGGAACAAUUGAAAGCAACUUCUGCUCCAGUAAUUUUGUAAUCUCAGGGAAGCUGACCUCAGUUGCCUCUGGCCCCCGAGACGCCCUCUAUGCUACAGUGCAGCUCCUCCACGCCUACAAAGCAAGCAACCUGCGCAUCCAGCAGGCAGGCAAAACCAUGAGUGCCAAAAUAAUAGUCACCUGCAAGAGGUGCCCACUUUUCAAGAGAGGCGUCAACUAUGUUCUGAUGGGCCAGGUGGAUCAGGAGGGACGUGGCAUCAUAUCUCCUGAGAGUUUCACUGUACCCUACACUGCCAGUAAUCAUGGAGUUCUGUCCAAACUACAUAGCCAACCCUGUUGAUCUCAUGUGGCCCCAGACAGUCUGAGCACAAGAAAAACAGUCCCUGCCCACCCCAUCCCACCCACUACCGUCAUACUCUUCCACUCAUAGUAAUAUAUGCUGAUCAGAAGUAAAGUUCAGCACUUUGUCAACCCUGGAGAUGAAGAAGCCGCUUAUUUGUAAGUGUCAUGAGGCCAGGAGUGUGUCAUUCUUUUUUGAAUUUAUGAAAUUGGCCAGUUGAGCAUCAUGUGCAUUCUGCAGCCAACACCCCGUCUCCUAUACUUUCUGCUUGGGCUUGGCUACUGCAAGGGGUCUGUCUCAGGUAAUGUAUAGUGGCAUUAAAUGAAGGAGACCCAAAGAUGUUUGAGUAGUGAAUGUUUUUGAGCCAUCUCACCUCUCUGUCACAGUGGUCAACCUAAGUGCCCUGAUCAUCUUAUCCUGUCUUGUUUUGAUCUUUGCCCCCCCUGGCACUUCUUUCAUAGACUGCACACACUACGCUUCCUCCUUCAAAAUGUGCAUCUUUCUCUGACUGGUGAGGAUGGCCAUCUCCUGUGCCCUAGUGCUCAGUGAUUUGUACGUCUUUCUUCUUAAUCUGAGAAGAACUCCAUUCAGUAGUGCCACUCACCCUGCACUUUUCUGAUCCCAUUUGUUUUAUUUCUUUCCUUGUUCAUACUGGCCAUGGGAGAUCAGCAAGCACUUACAUCUCAUUGCAUGGGUCCACUGUGGCUGACAAAGGCUGACCAAGACACAGAUGGGACCACGUCUCCUAUUGGUUUAUUUUGCCUAUAUUGAUUAAUUAAAUACUCUCAGUUCUAGGAAGCCUAUUAAUCACAUUUUAUGUUUUCAAUAUUUCAUGCUUUUAUUGUUAAUAUAUAAAUAUAUUAUCUGGUGUCGAUUUC